This is a messenger RNA of Chaetomium fimeti, 903 nucleotides long. RefSeq names its product short chain dehydrogenase. The record is from RefSeq and is a predicted model, not a curated record. Gene Ontology annotation, molecular function: triacylglycerol lipase activity; acylglycerone-phosphate reductase (NADP+) activity. The transcript has a single exon. Bases 1 to 903 code for a protein of 300 amino acids. Gene Ontology annotation, biological process: phosphatidic acid biosynthetic process; triglyceride catabolic process. Lineage: Eukaryota; Fungi; Ascomycota; Sordariomycetes; Sordariales; Chaetomiaceae. Gene Ontology annotation, cellular component: endoplasmic reticulum; lipid droplet.
AUGGGACAAUUCGCAUCCUCUGAACGGGGCCAUGAAGGCGGCCCCAAGAGCGUCCUGAUCACAGGUUGCUCCGAUGGCGGUCUCGGCGCCGCACUUGCAACAGCUUUUCAUAACGCCGGUCUUCACGUCUACGCCACAGCCAGGGACGUUUCCAAAAUGAAGAACCUCGCGGCAUCGGGGAUCGACACACUAGAGCUGGAUGUCACAUCACCGUCAUCCAUAGCAAGCUGUGCCAGCAAGCUGCCGAGCCUUGACAUCUUGGUCAACAACGCAGCCGUCAUGUUGACAAUGACAGCAGCAGACGUGUCCGUUGAAGAGGCCAAAAAGCUGUUCGACACCAAUCUUUGGGGUACGGUGCGCAUGUGCCAGGCGUUCCUGCCACUGCUCAUCAAGUCGAAGGGCAUGAUCGUCAACCACACGUCGAUUGCUUCCGUACUCCCUGUCCCCGGCGGGGCGGCGUACGCGGCCUCGAAAUCCGCUCUAGCCAUGUACUCUGCCAUUCUGCGCAUGGAAGUCGAAAGCUUCGAGGUCCAAGUCGUCGAUCUGAAGACUGGGACCGUCGGACCGACCAACCUCAUCAACAACAACUACACGAGGACAGUGACAAGAGCCGAUCAUUCAAUCUUGCCUGCGGGCUCAUGUUACCAACCUGCCAAAGACCUGCUCGAACCGAUUCUGAGGCAAGACAACUUCAAGGGCUCAGGCAUGCGACCCGCAGAGUGGGCGAGAGCUGUGACAGGGGACUUAUUGAACAACACGCGGCCGCCGCCUCUUAUCUUCAGAGGGCACUAUGUCAUCUUGGCCAAGUUGGCCGCUUGGCUUCCAUUUGGAGCGAUGGAUGGAAUUGUGAAGAAGACGACAAAGUUCGAUCAGGUGGAUUCGGUGCUGAGGCAACUAGGGUAA